CAAUGGGAGCGGGAAGCCGGCAGGUUCCCUCGCAAAUCCCCCUCCGGCCCCACGUCGCCUCGCCGGCCCCGGCAGGGGAGCGAGGAGCCGGGCGAGCAGAUGGAGGAGUGGAGCUCGCUCUAGGCAGCAGGCUUGGCCGGAGAAUGGAGGAGCCGCCAAGCGAUCGGCUGAUUGGAAGAGAAACGCAGAGCGAUGGAGGCGGGGGUAGGAGGACGAUUUCUCUGCGGGGACUGGCGGCGGCGUAUACGCCCGGGUCGGGCGCUGCAGAGCUUGGCUAGCUUUCAACCCGCGCUCGCCGGCUCCAGCCCCGCGCGCCCCCACCCCCAGCCCUCCCGGCGGCUCCGCAGGGUGAGGUGGCUUUGACCCCGGCUUGCCUGGCCAGCACGACCGAGGAGGUGGCUGGACGGCUGGAGAAUGAACGGAGAAGCCGACUGCCCCACAGACCUGGAAAUGGCCGCCCCUAAAGGCCAAGACCGCUGGUCCCAGGAAGACAUGUUGACUUUGCUGGAAUGCAUGAAGAACAACAUUCCAUCCAAUGACAGCUCCAAGUUCAAAACCACCGAGUCACAUAUGGACUGGGAAAAAGUAGCAUUUAAAGACUUUUCUGGAGACAUGUGCAAGCUGAAAUGGGUGGAGAUUUCUAACGAGGUGAGAAAGUUCCGUACAUUGACAGAAUUGAUCCUCGAUGCUCAGGAACACGUUAAAAAUCCUUACAAAGGCAAAAAACUCAAGAAACACCCGGACUUCCCAAAGAAGCCCCUGACCCCUUAUUUUCGCUUCUUCAUGGAGAAGCGGGCCAAGUAUGCUAAACUCCACCCGGAGAUGAGUAACCUGGACCUGACCAAGAUUCUGUCCAAGAAAUACAAGGAACUGCCGGAAAAGAAGAAGAUGAAAUAUAUUCAGGACUUCCAGAGGGAGAAACAGGAGUUCGAGCGAAACCUCGCCCGAUUCAGGGAGGAUCACCCAGAUCUAAUCCAGAAUGCCAAGAAGUCGGACAUCCCCGAGAAGCCCAAAACCCCCCAGCAGCUGUGGUACACCCACGAGAAGAAGGUGUAUCUCAAAGUGCGGCCAGAUGCCACUACGAAGGAGGUGAAGGACUCCCUGGGGAAGCAGUGGUCUCAGCUCUCGGACAAAAAGAGGCUGAAAUGGAUUCAUAAGGCCCUGGAGCAGCGGAAGGAGUACGAGGAGAUUAUGCGUGACUAUAUCCAGAAGCACCCCGAACUCAACAUCAGUGAGGAGGGCAUCACCAAGUCCACCCUCACCAAGGCCGAACGCCAGCUCAAGGACAAGUUUGAUGGGCGACCCACCAAGCCACCUCCGAACAGCUACUCGCUGUACUGCGCAGAGCUGAUGGCCAACAUGAAGGACGUGCCCAGCACAGAGCGCAUGGUGCUAUGCAGCCAACAGUGGAAACUGCUCUCCCAGAAGGAGAAGGACGCCUACCACAAGAAGUGCGACCAGAAAAAGAAGGAUUAUGAGGUGGACCUGCUCCGUUUUCUAGAGAGCCUGCCCGAAGAGGAGCAGCAGCGGGUCCUGGGGGAGGAGAAGAUGUUGAACAUCAACAAGAAGCAAGCCACCAGCCCAGCCUCCAAGAAGCCCUCCCAGGAAGCGGGCAAGGGCGGCUCGGAGAAGCCCAAGAGGCCCGUGUCAGCCAUGUUCAUCUUCUCGGAAGAGAAGCGGCGGCAGCUGCAGGAGGAGCGGCCCGAGCUCUCAGAGAGCGAGCUGACCCGCCUGCUGGCCCGCAUGUGGAAUGACCUGUCGGAGAAGAAAAAGGCCAAGUACAAGGCCCGGGAGGCGGCGCUGAAGGCCCAGUCGGAGAGGAAGCCGGGCAAGUUGCCGGAGUCGCCCAAGAGAGCCGAGGAGAUCUGGCAACAGAGUGUCAUCGGCGACUACCUGGCCCGCUUCAAGAAUGACCGGGAGAAGGCCUUGAAAGCCAUGGAGAUGACUUGGAACAACAUGGAAAAGAAGGAGAAACUGAUGUGGAUUAAGAAGGCAGCCGAAGACCAAAAGCGAUAUGAGAGAGAGCUGAGUGAGAGGCGGGCACCCCCGGCUGCUGCAAACUCCUCCAAGAAGAUGAAAUUCCAGGGAGAACCCAAGAAACCUCCCAUGAAUGGUUAUCAGAAGUUCUCCCAGGAGCUGCUGUCCAACGGGCAACUGAACCACCUGCCGCUGAAGGAGCGUAUGGUGGAGAUUGGCAGCCGCUGGCACCGCAUCUCCCAGAGCCAGAAGGAGCACUACAAGAAGCAGGCCGAGGAACAGCAGAAACAGUACAAAGUGAACCUGGAUCUCUGGGUCAAGAGUCUGUCUCCCCAGGAACGUGCAGCAUAUAAAGAGUACAUCUCUAAUAAACGUAAGAACAUGACCAAGCUGCGAGGCCCGAACCCCAAGUCUAGCCGGACUGCCCUGCAGUCUAAGUCGGAGUCUGAGGAUGAAGAUGAAGAGGAUGAGGAUGAAGACGAAGAGGAUGAUGAGGAGGAAGAUGAUGAGAACGGGGACUCCUCUGAGGAUGGUGGGGACUCCUCCGAGUCCAGCAGCGAGGAUGAGAGCGAGGAUGGGGAUGAGAACGAGGAGGACGAUGAGGAUGAGGAUGACGACGAGGACGACGACGAGGAUGAGGACAACGAAUCCGAGGGCAGCAGCUCCAGCUCCUCCUCCUCGGGGGACUCCUCGGACUCUGACUCCAACUGAGGCUCAGCCCUACCUGGGGCUCCCCUCCCCGACUGAUCACCUUUGUUUCUCCCCCAUGUUCUGUCCCCUGCCCCUUGGCCUCCCCCACUUUCUUUCUUUCUUUCUUUUUUUUUUUAAAAAAAAAAAAAACAAAACACGGUGGGGGGUGGGUAGGCGCUGGAGGCGCCCAGGCCAGAACUCUGCGGCCUCAGAGACAUCAGCCCUGGGGGGCCCUCCAGGGAGCGUACCCAUCAGACUGAGCCACCACCGGACUGGCCCAGCCCACCCCCUCUUCUGCACUUGCGGUUUCCGGCAUGGACAAUGGACCCGGGAGUGGGACGGGGGUCCCAAAGAGUUCAGUGAGGCCCCCUACACCUGCAGCCCGACUCAAGGCAGGGUGGAAGCUUGAGGAAGACCCCUUUCUUUCCAGAGGGGCUUGCAGCCUGGACCCCUACAUUGGAACUGGAGGCAGGGAACAUGGGAGAGGAGGGCGGGCGCCUAUGAGAAAUAGGCCUUGCCCCAUGGCCCUCUUCUUCCCUGCCCCCUGCGGGAAGGAGCUGCCUGGACCCACUCACUGGGGCGGGGGGGAGGGGGCAGAAGUGUUUUUUAUAUAUGUGUAUAUAUUUUUUUUUUAAGCUCUGAGCUGUCAACGAGACGUUUCCUACCGA
This is a messenger RNA of Dama dama (fallow deer), 3335 nucleotides long. It is a transcript of the gene UBTF, whose product is annotated as upstream binding transcription factor. The coding region runs from base 415 to 2688 and encodes 757 amino acids. The transcript is spliced from 21 exons. Lineage: Eukaryota; Metazoa; Chordata; Mammalia; Artiodactyla; Cervidae. The record is from RefSeq and is a predicted model, not a curated record.